GGAGGGCUGGAGCCCGGGCCAGGAGGGAGGGAGGGAGGGGGGCCGGGAGGCUGUGCCAGGCGAGCCGGAGGGGUGCUCAGCGCUCCCCCGCCCUCCUUCCGGGAGCGAGGAUGCAGACUCUGAAACUGGCGCUGCUGGGCUGAGGCAGAGGCAGGGGAGUUGCAGCGCGCGCGGCUCGGUGAGUGUGUCUCCUGAGCGCGGAGAGGCGGGGGGAGGCGGAGGACGAGGAGGAGGAGGAGGAGGAGGAGGGGGAGAAUGCCCGGAGCCGCCGUCGCUGCCGCCGCCGCCGCCGCGAUGCUCCCGGCUCAGGAGGCUGCCAAGCUGUACCACACCAACUAUGUGCGGAACUCGCGGGCCAUCGGCGUGCUGUGGGCCAUCUUCACCAUCUGCUUUGCCAUCGUCAACGUGGUGUGCUUCAUCCAGCCCUACUGGAUUGGCGACGGCGUGGACACCCCGCAAGCCGGCUAUUUCGGGCUCUUCCACUACUGCAUCGGCAACGGCUUCUCCCGGGAGCUGACCUGCAGGGGCAGCUUCACGGACUUCUCCACGCUGCCCUCGGGCGCCUUCAAAGCCGCCUCCUUCUUCAUCGGCCUCUCCAUGAUGCUCAUCAUCGCCUGCAUCGUUUGCUUUACCCUCUUCUUCUUCUGCAACACGGCUACGGUGUACAAGAUCUGUGCCUGGAUGCAGCUCACCUCCGCUGCCUGCCUUGUGCUUGGCUGUAUGAUUUUCCCUGAUGGCUGGGAUUCAGAUGAAGUCAAACGGAUGUGUGGAGAAAAGACAGACAAGUACACUCUUGGGGCGUGUUCAGUCCGCUGGGCAUACAUCCUGGCCAUUAUUGGGAUUUUGGAUGCCCUGAUCCUCUCGUUUCUGGCAUUUGUGCUUGGUAACCGACAAGACAGCUUGAUGGCAGAGGAACUGAAGGCAGAAAACAAAGACGACGGAAAUGCUUAAAGCAAACUAAGGUAGUGUGAGACCACACCAUUUCUGCUAAGCCAAUAUUCUCUAGAAUGAGCACAAAACAAAUCAAGUAACAGCUAAACAAAUCGAAUAAGAGCUUUUGUACAUCAACAUCAAGAAGGAAGACUCUUGGGAGAAAUCAGAGUACAGAGACGGAUCUGGACAAGAGUGAACCAUCUACUUGUCAAAGCACUUUCUAAAUCUGGACUGGCAGAGAUGGGAGUGAUUUUCUGGAAGGAGAUGUGAUAAUGGAUUAAACACCAGCUCAUUGGAAACUAUCACCGAAUAAGAUCAGACCGCAUUCAUGAGAAAUCACAUUCAGGAAAUAUUUUAAGGAAGAGGAGUAUAAAUGUGCUAGAAUUAACAUGUAAAAUAUAUAUGUACCGAGGUUUGUAAACUGUCCUUUUUUAAUCCAACGGAAAACAAAAAGCUUUAAUCUUUCAACCUUAUUUGAAAAAAGGCAGUCAAUCCUAAAUUAUUCCUAUCUCAAUAGCCAAGAGGCUUAUCAAGCAUCAUUCAUGGAGGAAGCAUCUUAGAAAAUGCCUCUGCGUGUUUUCACAUGAUCUUUGGUUCCCCAUCUCUGCCGUGUGUUUCUUUCACUGUGUAAUUAGUUACAACUACUCAGUUAAGAGAUGUAACACUUCAAGCUUUUUACAGAGUCUGUGUUCAGUUUAAUCUGUCUGUACAAGUUAUUAAUGAGAAAGUGUUUUUGACAUAUACUAUAACUCCAUCGAGAUGUAUAUUACAGGAAGUACAUCUUAACAUCAUAAGUUCCCAAGCAACAUAGAUAUCCCUAUCUUCCAGGAAACAGUAUCAAGGAACUCUGAAAAAUAUAGAAAGCUCAUUUUCACCUUGGAUGCUCACAUGUAAUAUAUAGGCUGCUAUCAAAUAAAUACCUUUUUCUAAUUCUCCCUAGUACAUGCAUAGGAAUUGAAUAUACUUCAUAAGAAGGCAUCUAAAAUCCCUCCUUUUUUUUCUAUUUCUUUGCCAUACAUGUCAUCAGAAAUCCAUAUCCUUUUUACCCUUACUAAUAGGUACUUGUUU
Molecule: messenger RNA, 2001 nt
Organism: Acinonyx jubatus (cheetah)
Lineage: Eukaryota; Metazoa; Chordata; Mammalia; Carnivora; Felidae
Gene: LHFPL3
Product: LHFPL tetraspan subfamily member 3
Exons: 4
Coding region: 256-951 (231 amino acids)
Biological process (GO): sensory perception of sound
Cellular component (GO): plasma membrane
Source: RefSeq, a predicted model, not a curated record